This is a messenger RNA of Sparassis crispa, 891 nucleotides long. RefSeq lists its product as hypothetical. The record is from RefSeq and is a predicted model, not a curated record. The transcript is spliced from 5 exons. Bases 1 to 891 code for a protein of 296 amino acids. Lineage: Eukaryota; Fungi; Basidiomycota; Agaricomycetes; Polyporales; Sparassidaceae.
AUGAACUCGACGGCCACGAUCUCAAACGCGACGAGCACGAUCACGAAUGCAACGAAUGACGCUUGGCAGGUUCCGUACGAGCAGUCUCUCAAUGGCGCCGUCUUUGCCGGCGCUGUAGCAUGGGGGAUACAUACGUUCGUCUUCAUCCGGUGUCUAUACGCCAUCGAUUCGAAGUGGGUUAUGGCUUCUCUCAAGUGGCUACCAGUAGCAUGCACCCUUUUCGCCACGGCCACCACGAACGUCUUCUGCAGCUUCAAGUUCAACGAGCUUGCAUGGAUACAACAGCGUGGUUAUCCUGGUGGUCCCAUUGCCUUCUUUGCGGAGCAGCAGUCCCACCCGCUCCAUGUCGCUGCUGUCGGCAGUGCUACCAUCGCGCUGAUUUCGUCGUACGCAUUUAUGAUAUACCGGAAUCAUUCACUCUGGAAUAAGCGCUUCUUUACGAUCAUUAUGUCUCUCUCACUCCUUCUUGACAGUGUCGAUGCCUUUGGCAAUUUCGUGAAGCUUGGGGGUACUCCGCCUUGGGACGGGGUCUCCCGCGAUUUCACUAAGCCGGCGUACUCGCUUCUCGUCUUCCCACAGAUGUUUCUCUGUUUGUCCCUCCUGUCCCGAGAGCUCUACCUCUGUAAACGUUCCAAGUGGGACUUGAUCGUCGUGGUCCGAGGAGAUCCUCAAACCAUGAUGGAGUACAACGAACGGUAUCCCUUCUGGAUCGAGAGCGCGAUCCCUCUAUGGUUGCUAACUGUAGUUACAACUUUUGUGCGAGUCAAGGGGACAAUAGCAAGUCCAGUCACUAUAUCGCUCUUCGUGCAGGUGGCGCCUACGAUGGCGGAGCUCAUGAUCACUCACAUGGUACGCGAUAGUGGUUCCUCGAAGGAGUCGCUUGCCUUGUGA